GUCCAUUUAUACCACUUGUUUCUGUCUUGCACCUGUUUGCCUGAAGCCAGUCUAACACUAUUAUUUGCCUGCAUCAAUACAACAUGUUCUGUGGCCUCUUUCUCCUUUUCUUCUUGAAUGGAAGUACAGGUAAGGAACUCUUUAUUGAAAAAUGUUCUGAUAGAAAUAUACUGUAACCCCUAUUUAUGUUUGUUUUUUUUUUACUGUCAGGAUUCACAAUCGGUCCUUUUGCAUCGACUGCCGAAGGAGUGUCUACAGGCCGAAUGACAACAGAGGGUAACUCUCUCUCAUCACUUUUUAUUUGUACUAGUUGACUGAAACUUAAACUCAUCGGCUGGCUCACAGAGAAGUUUGAGGGUCUCAAAGUCUUUAUAGCUGCCUUUCUCUUAACACCUUGACUACCUGUUCCAAAUUUAGUCCAAGUCUGUUCUCAUGCUGCCUCUACCUGGAUCCAUCAGCAGACUUUGCUCUUACUAAAAUAAAACUACCAGUGUUGUAGAAGCUGCAUGCAUCACUGAUACCUUGUGUGUCACUGUUACAUCCAUUUCAGAAAUGCUGUCUUCUUUAAAGCUGGUGGCCACACCAGACUACCCAGUCAUGGAGGGUCAAACAGUCCACCUUCGAUGUAGCGCUUCUUCUUCUCCAAAGUCUGUCGAUUGGUCCUGGCAAUACAUGAUGAAAAACCAAACUUGGCAGAAAGUGGGCAGUGAAAUGGAUCUGACCCUCAGCAAACCAGAGCAGACAGGAGUCUAUCGCUGCCAUGCCAGGAGCCCGUCAGGUCCAUGGAAGGAGAGCCCGAACCAUACAGUCUCUAUAAUCGCUGCUCAUCUAACAGGUUGGUUGCCUCAGAUAAGCUGCUGCAGUCAUGACCCAAAAGAAUCAUGCGAGACCUUAAGUGCUUUACAAAGCACAUUUACUUUUUAUUCUUGAUUAUUUUUGAUGGCAAAAUAUACUGUAAGCUGUAGCAAAAUAACCCCAUAGGAUAUGUACACAUUGAAUUAUUGAUUACCAAUACUCAACCCUCUCUAGAACACUAGCCGAGUGAUUUAGUGACCAUUGUAACAAAGGACUUCUUUCACCCAGUCUGUACUUCCCCUCAGCUUCACAAAGUUUUAUUUUGUAUUUCAGUUCACUUUUAUCUGCCACAACUUCUGUUUUAGUUUAUUCCCAUCUCUUUUGAGUCUUGAUACUUUUGGUUGCAGCCAGUAAUUACAGUAAGACCCUAAAAAGCACUGCCGUUUGUUUUUUUGUUUUUUUUGUUUUUUUUUGUCAGGUAGGGCAGAGAAGUCAUUAUUUUGUCCAUAAUAUUUCACAAUAUGAAGUGGCUACAGUCCCAAACUGCAGUGGACUUGCUGUAAUCAGAUCAAAUUGCCGAUAGAAAUCCAGUUACUUUGAUGUGGGUUUGUUUUUUGGUUGGAAAAGAAGGAAAAGAAAUGAAUGAUGAGACAGAAAAACUCACUUUACCACCAGUUUCAUGUGAGUUCUCAAACUACAAGAAUAUCAGAUGAUUAUAAAGUGGAAAAAUGUCAUCAUUUUUAAAUCAAUAUUUAGCUUUGUGUAUAGGAACCACUUUUUUUAAAAGAAUUUAUGACCAAGUUAAAUGAGGAAUUAUGUACAGUAAGCAUACUGAUAAAAAUACUGACAUAGUGAGACAGAACCUCAAUGCAAAUCAGCCCUUACCGUACAAUAUCAAUGUCUUUAUUUAGAUACCAACUAAAGACUUCAGCAAGACACACAUAAUUAGUUUGAAGAUGUUUUUAAUGAUUCAAAAGUUAUUUAUUUAUUUUAUACAGUGAAAAAGUAGUCUUUAUGAUUGGCUUGGGCCUUUUCCUUUGAUGUUCCCAUGGCAGCUGAUCAACCUUCUUGCAAAAGGAGUAAACAUUUAACCUGACAUUUAGGUUUCACAUGGCUGCCACUGUUACCUGCUUAUGGUUUUGGUUACUGAGACGGGAUAUCUCCACAGGUGGAUUUUGAUACGACAGGUUAUCACUGGCAUUAUGUUUGCUGAAUCAGUUACAGUUGUUAUGAGGGUUUUACCAACAAGAAUCCAGUAAACACCAGCAAUACAUCCACUAGAAACUAAUAUGGCUGUGUAUCUGUAAACCCCCGACAGUUGGCGAGAAUUUGGGAAUCGCGGCCUUCGCUUUUGUGCUCCUGCUCUUGAUCAUUAACCUCGCUGUUCUUUCUUGGAUGGGCUGGCAAAAGUUUGCUGAUAAACCAAACAACUCCAUCACCCCAGCUAAAGGUAAACAUCACCAUGGAUCGUUCUCUGUCAGGUCUACUUUUUAGCCUGUUUUAUGUAAAUAAUUUGAUUUCUUGGGUCUUCUUCUUCUUAAAGGUAUUCCUGGACCUGAGAAGUCACCAAAGUAAGUCUCUACAAGGACAAAAAUAUUCUUGUUUUUACUUUGUUAACCCCAAACUAGCUGAGUCAGAGGGUACUAUACAUUAACAAUAUUGUGAUAUUUUUCUGCUCACAGGAGAGGUUUGCAACAGACUGACACUGAUGGGGAUGUAUACAUGAAUUACUCAAGCACCAACCAAGCCUACAGUGAUCUGGACCCCGCCAGUAUGAAUAAUGACAACGUGUAUUCAAGUCUGUCAUAAAUGUCUGGGUGAAGGUGGAGAUGUGCAACAGGAAUUAAAAUAGAUAUCAAGUCAGGAAAUGUCUCUGUAGAGCUCAGCGUUUGCUUUAGCCGGAUUUAUGAAGUUACUUUGAAAUAGCUAUGUGCACUGAUUGAAUCUAAUUUCUUACAGUUUAAUUGACACAGUUUGAACCAGCAGAAAAAAGUCUAAGUUACAAAGUGUCACUCCAGACAGCAAUAAACUUUUCUUAUUGUUAAUAAAAACUAUUACCCUCCCUUUUUGUUUGUAUCAGAUCACAUGGGUUAAAGAAAUCGAGCAGAAAAAAGCGUUUAAAAAAAGACGUUUUAUUUUACUUUAUACAAAAAAGACACUAUAAACAUCAUAGUAUAAAAUUUAAGAUGACACUCACAAAAUGUUUUAUUAAAAAUGCAACAAAAGUCUUUUGAAAGAUUGUAAAAGUGAAAGAAAAACAUACUUCAGUACACAUGCCACAGAAAGUUGAUCAACAAAACUGUUUGGGUUUCUUUUAAGUUACAAUGAAUCAUGGGACUUCUGCUCAGAUGUGUGUCACAAUGUUGUACACCAGAGGGGAAACGCAGCUCAAACUUUAUGACCUCUGUUCCUAGCUUUCACAAUACCGGAUAUAACUUGUCUAUGCAAAAGCUAAUAAAAAAAGUGACUUAUCUGAAA
Molecule: messenger RNA, 3273 nt
Organism: Xyrichtys novacula (pearly razorfish)
Lineage: Eukaryota; Metazoa; Chordata; Actinopteri; Labriformes; Labridae
Source: the annotation of a GenBank genome assembly